CAAGGAGAAGGUCUGACCUAAUUUGGAGGUGUGUUGUAGUGUUGGUGAGGGUUUCGCAGGUACCCCUGGAUUGUCGACGGUGCGGUGGAGGUUUGGAGCCAUGUCGGGACCUGUUCACCAUGUCUACAGGGACCUGCUCAAGGCUGUGCGCAAGCAUGCCGCAGCCGAUCAUUUCAGCAGCUUUGUCCGUCAGAGUUUUCGUGACUCGAUUGCCUCGAAAGAUGCCGAUGCCUUGCAGAAAAGCCUCGCUUUAGCUAAGGAUUAUGCGUAUUUAGUCAGGAGCGUUCAUGCUCACAAGGAUCUCCUCAUCUCCUAUAACAUCGGUGUAGAUAGGGAGACAGAGCAGUCAGUUCGAUUGAAAGACACUGCUAACAGAGUUGGACUUUCCAUGCCAAAGCUCUUUGAAGAAGAGCAGUCGAAAUGACGUCCAUCUUUCAUCAAGCAUGCACAGAAUUGAUCCCUUACUGGUGUAGAUCCCAGUCGAAAGCUGCAACAGAUACAUCUGGGACGUGGUUAUCUAAUCGGAUCCAAUACGACGGCUCGCUUUUGAUGCUCUGCUUGCCAUUCGCUUGGGCUAGCCCUGUGGAAGUAUUGUGAUACACGCGUUAAGACUAAAGUUGAUGAAAAGACACGCAAUGUGCUGACUAAUUAUGUUGUCACAGCAUGUCGUCACCAAUGUAUUUCUUGGGACUACGUUCACUCGCCCACCUUCGUCGUAUCUCGAAGUUCUCGUUUGACAGAAACAGUAUUCCCAUAUACAGUUCUGCGUGCACGUUGGGUGAAAUUCCAUUCUUUUGUUCCGAGGCGCUUGUGUCUAGCAUCCAUGUAGCGUUGCGUAGGACUUCGGAGUUCUCAGAGGACCACCAAGCAUGUAUUUUGAUUUCUACAUUUACGUGCGGUUUGUGACAGGAAACAUUAGAGUAAUUUCCUCUCAUUGAAUACUUGUUAAGAGCUAA
Molecule: messenger RNA, 956 nt
Organism: Physcomitrium patens
Lineage: Eukaryota; Viridiplantae; Streptophyta; Bryopsida; Funariales; Funariaceae
Source: RefSeq, a predicted model, not a curated record